UCAAUUCUGUGGUAGGAUUGCAAUUUGGAAUACUGCAAUUUAUUCGGUUUUGUCUUUACUAUCUCCAAUAAUAAUAAUAAUUUGGUUUCUUUAAACUUUUCCAAUUACGUUUUCAACUAUAGAAUAAUAUAAGACCUUCAUCAUGGUGAGAGAUUUUAAAGCCCCGGUUAACGUUUCGCCUUUAAUCAGAUUUGGCCGUUACAGCAUGCUGAUAUUGGGUAUUGGUUACGGAAUCACUAGACACAGUUUCUUGCAAAGAAGCGAAGACAAAACCAGAGAGGAACGUCAUAAGAAAAAGGCAGAAAGAGAAGCAAAACUAGCAAUAGAAAAGGCAAAGUUUGCUGAAGAGGAGAUGAAAGGUUUGGACGCCAUCAUGAACCCGGUCAAAGAAUCGUAGAUUUGAAAACGACAUUUUUACAAAAAUCCAAAAAUAUUUCUUCUUAUAUUUGUUUAUACCUUUGAUACCUUCAACGAAAAGAGUGUGUUUAGUUGUCCUACGUAGAAUUCUCAUUAAAAAUCAAAUUUUGUUUUAUAGAAUCCAAUGAAAACGUGUAAACUAUUUAAUUAUUGUAUUGUAAACUGGUUUAUACAUUAUUAUAAAGAGUGUGUUCAGUUGUCCUACGUAGAAUAAUUAUUCAAAAUCAGUUGUGUUUUAUAGAAUCCAAUAAAACUUGUAAACUAUUUAA
Molecule: messenger RNA, 686 nt
Organism: Adelges cooleyi (spruce gall adelgid)
Lineage: Eukaryota; Metazoa; Arthropoda; Insecta; Hemiptera; Adelgidae
Product: ATP synthase subunit e, mitochondrial-like
Exons: 3
Coding region: 143-397 (84 amino acids)
Biological process (GO): proton motive force-driven ATP synthesis
Molecular function (GO): proton transmembrane transporter activity
Source: RefSeq, a predicted model, not a curated record